This is a messenger RNA of Mya arenaria, 973 nucleotides long. Its product is annotated as transcription initiation factor TFIID subunit 10-like. The coding region runs from base 119 to 532 and encodes 137 amino acids. The record is from RefSeq and is a predicted model, not a curated record. Gene Ontology annotation, molecular function: promoter-specific chromatin binding; RNA polymerase II general transcription initiation factor activity. Gene Ontology annotation, biological process: transcription initiation at RNA polymerase II promoter. NCBI's taxonomy places the organism in Eukaryota, Metazoa, Mollusca, Bivalvia, Myida, Myidae. Gene Ontology annotation, cellular component: nucleus; transcription factor TFIID complex; SAGA complex. The transcript is spliced from 5 exons.
UUUAGAGAAGAGUCUGCAGCGAAGGCAAACCUAUAUAGCCUAACUUGUUAGGGGAGAUUACUGCUGGCGGGAUAUUAUUUAAAUCGAUUAGACUAGAAGAAAAAUCAAGCGACGCGAUAUGAUAACAGAUGAUAGUUCGGGAUCCAGUAUGAUGAGUCCAAUCAGCCAACCGGGCGCUCCGUCCGCUCCCCCUGCCCCUAAACAGGAGUCAAAGCCGCCAACUGUGCCACUGGUGGACUUUGUGCAACAGCUGGAUGACUACACGCCCACCAUUCCUGACUCCGUGACAGCCCAUUAUCUCAGCAGAGCCGGAUUUGAGCCAACAGACCCACGCAUUAUUCGACUGGUGUCUCUGGCUGCCCAGAAGUUUGUAUCAGACGUGGCGAACGACGCCCUUCAGCACUGCAAGAUGAAGGGCGGGGCCAUUAAAAACAAGGGAAAGGACAAAAAGCUUGUGUUGACAAUGGAUGACCUGACGCCUGCCCUUGCUGAGUACGGGAUCAACGUAAAGAAGCCGCUAUACUUCUCAUGAGUUUGCGAUCAUCGGAUCACAUAAAGAAUAAAGAAUAGUUUGUUUUUGGCGUUUGGUUUGUGGCUUUGGACUAACUGUUAAAAAGUUUUCAACUUGAAUAAGUCGCUAUAUUUCUCACGAGUCUACGAUCGUCUGGAAACAAUAAAGAAUAAAGAAUGUUUUUUGUGGCAAUGGAUUUAUUGUCGAAGGUUUGACUUUUAAACUGACGCGGAUUAGAUUCUUUGUAUUGUCUAAUGCACUGAUAACUUGGAAGUUUGUUUAAACGGAAUACUAUAAAACAUUUAGGUAACAUUACAUUUGAUAUUGUUAUUUUUACCAAAUACACACUUGGAUGCGUUGUUUUUUCUUGUGUUUUAUAGACAAAUAUGUACCCUGUCAAGUAAUGCAUUUGCCUUUUUGAAAAUUUUCUUUAAUAAAUCAAUCUACCUGACUGCAAACAAA